UCUAGUUUUUCUGACAGCGAUGUACAAAAUAUGGAUCUAUUCAUCUCUGACGACAAAUACCAUGUCUUGGCUCAACGAUGCACCCUAGCCACUUACAGCAGUGGAGUAACCCUACGCUCCUCAACAUCAUCCCUAAUUUGUGGCGGAAUCCUCGUCCAAGCCAGAUGGGUCCUAACAGCAAGCCACUGCCUUGACGGAAUACGAAACCCAACUUCGCUGGGUGUGAUGGGCAAAGGCCUUCUUCCCGAAACCCAGAGAGUAAUCGAGGUGGAAAAAGUCUACAUCCAAGACGUGUACGACCCCAAGACUCUCGAACACAACAUCUGUUUACUCUAUCUGAAAAAGGGUUUCUCGCACCCUAUGACUUUCCCAUCUCUCUCUAGCGCCGAUCUGUUCACAUACUUAGUUGAUAUACAGGAAACAAUAGCCACUAUAUUGGGGUGGGUCGGGAACCGGCCGAAGAAUCCGGGAAAAGUCAUGGAUUCCUUUUGUUUAGCUGUGCGUCUGGGGACUCUCGAUGAUUGUGCGGCGUUUUACGAAAGGUAUGUGGACAAUGAGACGAUGUUUUGCACGAGUAGUGGUCCUGAGGGUGAGCAACCGUGUAAAGGAGAUACUGGAUGUCCUUUGUUUGUAAAAGGGGUGGUGUUGGGGCUGGUGACUUAUGGAAAGGACUGCAAGAUGAAAGAUGCGUUGACGUUGUUUAGCAGAGUCGAUAGGGCUCUUGAGUUUAUCGAACAGACGGUGAGAAGUCAGGGGUACGAGUUUGGUAAUAAGAGUGUUGAAGGUUUCUACGCUUAUUAUGUGGGAUCAAGGGGAUUUGAAGCUAAAGGAUCUUUGAUAGUGGCACUUGUUGCUGGGUUGGUGUUGCUAACGGUGAUGUAAUAGGUGUUUUUUAAAUUGGUUGAAAUUUA
Molecule: messenger RNA, 911 nt
Organism: Zophobas morio
Lineage: Eukaryota; Metazoa; Arthropoda; Insecta; Coleoptera; Tenebrionidae
Product: serine protease 1-like
Exons: 2
Coding region: 31-882 (283 amino acids)
Biological process (GO): proteolysis
Molecular function (GO): serine-type endopeptidase activity
Source: RefSeq, a predicted model, not a curated record